Molecule: messenger RNA, 957 nt
Organism: Procambarus clarkii (red swamp crayfish)
Lineage: Eukaryota; Metazoa; Arthropoda; Malacostraca; Decapoda; Cambaridae
Product: leucine-rich repeat and coiled-coil domain-containing protein PF3D7_0703800-like
Source: RefSeq, a predicted model, not a curated record
AUGAUUACUGUUGCAAAUAUUACUGAUGAUUCUGUUGCUAACAUUACUGAUGAUUCUGUUGCAAAUAUUACUGAUGAUUCUGUUGCAAAUAUUACUGAUGAUUCUGUUGCUAAUAUUACUGAUGAUUCUGUUGCUAAUAUUACUGAUGAUUCUGUUGCUAAUAUUACUGAUGAUUCUGUAGCUAAUAUUACUGAUGAUUCUGUUGCUAACAUUACUGAUGAUUCUGUUGCAAAUAUCACUGAUGAUUCUGUUGCAAAUAUUACUGAUGAUUCUGUUGCUAAUAUUACUGAUGAUUCUGUUGCUAACAUUACUGAUGAUUCUGUUGUUAAUAUUACUGAUGAUUCUGUAGCUAAUAUUACUGAUGAUUCUGUUGCUAAUAUUACUGAUGAUUCUGUUGGUAAUAUUACUGAUGAUUCUGUUGCUAAUAUUACUGAUGAUUCUGUUGCUAAUAUUACUGAUGAUUCUGUUGGUAAUAUUACUGAUGAUUCUGUUGCUAAUAUUACUGAUGAUUCUGUAGCUAAUAUUACUGAUGAUUCUGUUGGUAAUAUUACUGAUGAUUCUGUUGCUAAUAUUACUGAUGAUUCUGUUGCUAAUAUUACUGAUGAUUCUGUUGGUAAUAUUACUGAUGAUUCUGUUGCUAAUAUUACUGAUGAUUCUGUUGCUAAUAUUACUGAUGAUUCUGUUGGUAAUAUUACUGAUGAUUCUGUUGCUAAUAUUACUGAUGAUUCUGUUGCUAAUAUUACUGAUGAUUCUGUUGGUAAUAUUACUGAUGAUUCUGUUGCUAAUAUUACUGAUGAUUCUGUAGCUAAUAUUACUGAUGAUUCUGUUGCUAAUAUUACUGAUGAUUCUGUAGCUAAUAUUACUGAUGAUUCUGUUGCUAAUAUUACUGAUGAUUCUGUUGGUAAUAUUACUAAUUCUACAUCUGUUGUUAGUCCUUUUUUUGUGGAACUAAUGUAA